UGUGAGAGAGAGAGAGAGAGAGAGAGAGAGAGAGAGAGAGAGUCAGUGAGGACAGAUGAUCCAGAGUCUCGGUCCGACACACACCGACAUGUCCGCGCUGCUGCUGCUGCUGCUCGGCCUGCUGUCCCUCAUCAUCUGCGUCCUCCGGGCCCGGAAGAGGAGAGACGACGAGCCUCCGCUGAUUAACGGCUGGAUUCCUUUCCUUGGGAAGGCUCUGGAGUUUGGAAGAGAUGCCUACACCUUUCUUGAAGAGCAGAAGAAGAAGUUUGGAGACAUCUUUACCGUUCACAUAGCAGGUAAAUACAUGACCUUCAUCAUGGAUCCUUUAUUGUAUCCAAGCAUCAUCAAACAGGGCCGCCAGCUGGACUUCCAUCAGUUCUCGGACAAGGUGGCGCCCAUCGUGUUCGGCUACCCGCCCGUCAUGAACAGGAAGUCACCCGGCCUGCACGAUGAGAUCAUCCGCUCCUUCCAGCUCCUCCAGGGAGACAACCUCACCUCCCUGACAGAGAGCAUGAUGGGUAACCUGAUGCUGGUGUUUCGUCAGGACCACCUGAGCGAGCAGCCGGGGGAGGAGGGCGGCUGGAGGAGCGGCAGCAUGUAUGACUUCUGUAACUCGGUCAUGUUCGAGUCCACCUUCCUCACCCUCUAUGGCAAGCCGUCGUCCGCCAGCCGCCACAGCGAGAUGGUGGUGAUGAGGGAGAACUUUGUCAGGUUUGACUCCAUGUUCCCGCUUCUCGUCGCCGAGGUUCCCAUCUGGCUGCUGAGGCGGACCAAGGCCAUCCGUGAAAAGCUGAUCAACUACUUCCUGCCUCACAGGAUGUCGUGCUGGUUGAACACGUCGCACUUCAUCAGGAGACGGUUGGAGCUUUUGGACCAGUACGACACGCUGAGGGACGUCGAUAAAGCAGCUCAUCACUUCGCCAUCCUCUGGGCAUCAGUGGGGAACACGGUCCCCGCCUCCUUCUGGGCCAUGUAUUACCUGGUGAGUCACCCUGAGGCGCUGGAGGUCGUCCGGCAGGAGAUCCACGACGUCCUGAAGCUCAGCAGAGUCGAGUUCAGCAGUGACCAAGAUGUGAUGUUCAGCAGAGAACAGCUGGACAAGUUAGUGCAUCUGGAGAGCUCCAUCAACGAGAGCCUCCGUCUGUCCUCGGCCUCCAUGAACAUCCGUGUUGCUCAGGAGGACUUCAGUCUGCGGCUGGACAGCGAGCGCUCAGCGGCCGUCAGGAAAGGAGACAUCAUCGUCCUCUACCCUCAGAGUCUGCACAUGGACCCCGACAUCUACGACCAGCCGCAGACGUUCCGGUUCGACCGUUACAUCCAGGACGGCAGAGAGAAGACGGACUUCUACAAGGACGGCCAGAGGCUGAGGUAUUACCGCAUGCCGUUCGGCUCCGGCUCCUCCAUGUGUCCCGGACGAUACUUUGCUGUGAACGAGAUCAAACAGUUCCUGUGUCUGCUGCUGCUCUACUUCGACCUGCAGCUGGUGGAGGGUCAGACCAGAGUCACUGUGGACUGUGGCAGAGCCGGACUGGGAAUCCUCCUGCCCUCCACAGACGUACGCUUCCGCUACAGACUGCGUACAGUCUGACCUGGGCAGGUGUGUCAGUGAUGAUGCUGUGUGUGUGUUACUGGUUUGACAAGCAGUCAAAUGAGAGAUUAAAGAGCCCAAAUAUCUUUUUUAUGAUACCAAUCUGUGAAAUGAUAAUGUGAAAGUGUUUCUUCAUUUGAGCCACCUGAACUUCAACUUGACCCAUCCUGACAUUUACUGUACAAAUAACACACAACGUUCAUCAACACAAUGAAACCGCUGUUGAAAACUCUAAUGAUUUCCUAAGUGAUCAGCUUCAUGUGGCCCAAACCCCCGUCAUGUCUUUAUUUCCACUCAGGAUCAGCUCAUCAUCUGAUGUACUGACAGGCUCACAGCAGUCAGACCAGUCCAGUCAUCGCUGUAAUCAGCCACCAAAGUAAAAGUGAUUUUCUGGGGGAUUUUCUUUCUUUUGUGGCAACAAGUUCCUGGUAAUUCAAACCAUGAAUGUCCAGGAAGUGGAAGAUGUGGGCGUUAGUCACUUCACUGAAUUAUAGAAUCAUCGGUCAUGUAAUUGGUGGAAGAACGCUGAAGCCUUUUGUACUUUAUAGAGCACCUUAUUUACUGUGUCGUCUGAUUCUUUUCACUGUACAACAGUUUCUCUGACAGAGAGGAAGCAGGUAGCACUGAAUUAGUAAAGAUCUACUGUAAACACGAUGUUCACUACAAUGUUUAAAUGUCUUUUUUUAAUCCUUUGUUCACUUGACACUAAGAUUAAAGGAACAGUCAAACAUUUCAUUAAAUUCUGUCCACAGUCAGGGGAUUCAGGUGGACAUUGACAUGUUUAGCCUAGCUUAGCACAAUGACUGGAAGCAGGAGAAACUAUUAACCGAGCUCCAUCAAAGGAGAGAAUACCAAAUCCAAAUAAUUUCUCAGCAUGUUAUUUCUUUAUGGCUUUAUAAAAGAGGGACUAAACAAACUGCUAGCUAAGAACAGAACUGAGUUCAGACACAAACAGACAGUUAACCAGCUCAUUUAAGAUUAGCAUAAUGUUAUAACAGGUUAGAUCAGGAUGCAAACUAGAUCACCUGCCUGAAACAGCACUUAGCAGAAACCUAAUCUCAUGAUUCAAAGUGUUAGCUUUAGCAAAAGCUAGCACUAAAACUGCACCCACGUUCUUGCUGCUCCAUGUGUGAUUUACUCGUCAGUUACUGAACAGCUGAAUGAACUGUAGCGAGGAGACACUGCAGGUUUAGCAGCAGUUAGCUUUGAGCUAAAUUAGAAGAUCUGGUAGCUGAAGUCUUCAUCUCUAACAUCAGCACGGUUGUUGGUUUGAGCUCAGUCUGAACUGUCAGAAGCAGCUGACGGCAGCACGACCGCUGCCUUCAGAGGACGAGAAACAACAGAAUAUGUUAGUGACACUGUUCACAGGUAACAGUGUUCCUUCAGUGUCCUGUGACUGAAACUAAGUGAAUAUCCAGCAAAGAUGGCAGCUGUGAAGAAUAAUAUGCAGAUGAUGCAAAGAAUGUUUUUUAGUUUUAUAAAGUUUUUAAUUGUGCUUGAAAUGAUGUUUUCAUGUGAGUCACCUUCAAUAGCUAUCUGCUGUCAGCAUCAUGAAUAAUAAACGCCUUUGUACUCUGA
Acanthopagrus latus (yellowfin seabream) is the source of this 3166-nucleotide messenger RNA. It is a transcript of the gene cyp7b1, whose product is annotated as cytochrome P450 7B1. Bases 56 to 1588 code for a protein of 510 amino acids. The record is from RefSeq and is a predicted model, not a curated record. Gene Ontology annotation, biological process: cholesterol homeostasis; bile acid biosynthetic process. Gene Ontology annotation, molecular function: iron ion binding; heme binding; oxidoreductase activity, acting on paired donors, with incorporation or reduction of molecular oxygen. The transcript is spliced from 6 exons. Lineage: Eukaryota; Metazoa; Chordata; Actinopteri; Spariformes; Sparidae.